Messenger RNA from Cottoperca gobio, 5539 nucleotides. It is a transcript of the gene slx4, whose product is annotated as SLX4 structure-specific endonuclease subunit homolog (S. cerevisiae). Gene Ontology annotation, molecular function: protein binding. Lineage: Eukaryota; Metazoa; Chordata; Actinopteri; Perciformes; Bovichtidae. The record is from RefSeq and is a predicted model, not a curated record. Gene Ontology annotation, biological process: DNA repair; DNA replication; resolution of meiotic recombination intermediates. The transcript has 16 exons. Gene Ontology annotation, cellular component: nucleus; Slx1-Slx4 complex. Bases 284 to 5281 code for a protein of 1665 amino acids.
CGUUCCUUCACCGUCACAUGACCGGAAAAUAAAAAAUGAAGCGGUUGAGUGUGAGCGCUUUUGAAAUGAAAACAAACCCCACUGGCGGCCUUUUGCCUGAUUUAUUAGCCAUAUAAUAGAUACAUAAUGCUGCAUAUAUUUCUAAAUAAAUGAGAGACAGACUCGUGAAUGAACAGCAAUGAGGCGGAAAGCUAAAACUGAAGAGCAAAUGCAUCAAGCUUGGGCUAAUUACAGCUGGGGAUAUGCAAGCGUGACCUUUUAAUGUGGGACAUAUUGCUCCAUCAUGGAUGAAUCGGACCAGGAUUUUGUGGAUCUCUGCUCAAAGCUGCUAAAACGAGUCCGCAAGAAACCAGGUGAGUCCAGACAGCCGAGGAAAGCAGAGCAUCAGCCUCCCAGUCAGGCAAGCGAUGGAGACAAGAGGAGGAGAAAUACCAAAAGAGAUGGAGACUCUGGGUCGCAGCCUGUUUGUACUGGUGCAGAGGCAGAAGGGCUUGUGGUCCGUGGAGGGACUGGACAUGAUGCAGGAGAUGCUGAGUCAUCAGUUGUGCCUUCAGAAGCAGCAGCAGGACCGAGAACUGAGAGAGGUUCGACAGCGAAAGACAAAGUACUCCACAGAAUGCAACAGUUCAAGAGAGCCAGUCCGCAGAGGAUGGUGUACAAGGACAAGAGCCAGCCAACAAACCACGAGAGUGUUCCUCCUCCACCUCUGGCACAAAGACAAGAUACUCCAGAGUAUUUCAGCCCAGGUCUCCACCUGCAGCCGCAGGACAGCGAUGAGGCUCUGGCCCAGCGGCUGCAGCAGGAGCUGGACAGGGAGGCAGCAGAGGCCCAGACGGUGGACCUGGAGGAGGGAGGCCUCUUCUUCUGUCAGAUCUGCCAAAGAGAUCUGUCGCAUAUGACACCUGAGGGGCGAACACAGCAUCUCAACAGGUGUUUGGAUGAGAGUGAAGAGAGCGCCCCAGCCCCCCCUCCUCCGCCUCCCGGUGUCCCCAACUGUCCCAUCUGUGGCAAGAAGUUCAAGUCCCAGAAGAGUCGCUCGACCCACCUGAAGCGCUGUUCCUCAGAUAUGGGCGUCGCUCCGGCUGUGCUGCUGCAGGCUGUGCAACGACAGACUGAGGAGACCCAGGAUGUCCCAACUGCUAACACAGCCGCACAGACUGGUCACACUAAAAGAAAAGGCUCAUCCAACCCGGGCAUCCCAGCGAGGAAGAAGCCCAGGAAGAAGAUCGCGCCGCUGGACGAAGACACCAUGGUGGCGCUGGCUCUGUCCUCCUCCCUGCUGGAACAGGAAAAGCAGAGCGAGAGGGAGUCAGAGAGGCAGCAGUUACAAACUGCAGCAUUGAAAUGGAGGCCAGACACAGGUAAGGUGCGUGGAAAGAGGAAAAAGGGCGGCGUCCCUCGUCCUCCCCCGCUCCUCCUCGUUCAGGAUGCCGAGGCGGCUCUGACGAGGCUGCAGGAACGCAUUUCUGCUCUCCUCCUACGCAGCCGGGCGCCCUCUCCCCCCACCCCGACCCGCUGCCCCAGCAGUCUGCCUGCCUGGAGCGGAGCUGCCCCCCUCUGGCAGAAGAGCACACUACUGGACGGAGCCUCCACCGGUCCGUCGGACUUCUACACUCCUGAGCUCAGAGAGUUCAUCACGCCUUGGGAAUCGGCAACGACUGAUGCAGCCGCCUCCAGCACCAUCAACAAGCCUGAGUCUUCUGUUCAACCUGUGAGAGAAGGAACUCCUAUCACAGGGACCGGGGCCUCCGUCCUGCCGGCUCCUUCCACCCCAGGGACGGGGCAGCUCCCAGUGGGCAGCCAGGCCCUCCUGAUGGACCUGAUGGAGCUGGCUGAAGACGGUUGUGACCCUCACCCAGAGGGGUCACAUCGCUUCAGGCCCUGUUUUCGGUUCCUAAUUGUCUUUGUUCCCGCAGAGAGGAGCUCCAGUCAGAUCACAAACCUUCGUCUGAGUGGCUUCGUCCCGGAGGAGUCGGAGGAGCAGGCUGACCUCUGUGUGAGCGGCUUCCUACCAGAAACGGCACACGCACAUUCAGAGGACGCCCGCAGCCGAGCGAGGAGGACAACCGACCCGCCGGGGGCAGAUGAAGAGCGACACCGCCACCGAUCAGCGGCGCUUUCCAGACUGGCAUCGGAUCUGAGCAGCAUGGUGAACAACCCUCAGCUCAGUGACCUGCAGCUGCAGGUGGACAGUGGAGACGUCUACUUUGCUCAUUCCUUCAUGGUGUACGCACGAUGCCCCCUGCUGGCAGAAAUGGUACAUGAAAGUGGUUUUGGGGUGCAGGAAGAAGGCGUGCCUGCAGCCCAGAGGGUGUUGUUGAACGACGUCCCGGGACAGGCGGUGUUUGCUCUGCUGCAGCAUCUCUACACAGCCAGCUGCUCCAUCCCAGCUUCACUGCGGCCUCAUGUACUGGAGCUUGCAUCCAGGUUUGACUUGCAGGAGCUACAGCGGCUUUGCGAGCCCGAGGACUACACGAACCGGGAAGAGAACGUCAACGAGCAAACGCAGCAGGCCUUCACCGAGCUGCUCCGCUCCAUGUGGUACGAAGAGGAUGAAGAGGAUGAGGGCGCGGAAACAGACGGAGGCAGGGACGAAGAGAGAGAACUGGAAGAAGAUCAUCAAGCCGAUGACCUCUCAUCAGGUGACGGAGAGAUCAGCGAGGAGAAGGUGAACGAGGAAGAGCUGGAGGAGAUCUAUGAGUUCGCCGCCACGCAGAGAAAGAGGGAGGAGGAGACGGACAGCAUGGAGGAGGAGGAAGAGGAGGAGAAGGUAGACGAGGAAGAAGGUGGAGAACAAGUGUUCGCAAAACUGACAGAACCCAAAAGAGGCUUCAGCGUGAAAAGUCUGCAGCCAAACUCGGACCCCAGUCUGGAUCGCAGCUACAGCCGCCUCUUCUCAGACUCCUGGGGGGUCUACGAGGAAGACCCUUCCUCCGUACCCUCCACCUCCGGCCUGGCUAAAACACACCCCCCUCAAUCCCAACAACACCCGUCUCCUCAUAAACCCUCAUCUGAACAGCCCGGGAGAACUUUGCUUCAGUCUUCAGCGAGCGUAGUUGACGACCUUUCCCCCAGCCCCCCACCCAGUACAUCAAACCUGCCUAUCCCGGGACAGUCUCCCGCUCUAGUGGGUGACUCUGGUGGAGACGAGGGAACAGAUUCUCCGGCUUUGAAGCGAGAAAAGCCAAGGUCCUCGUCGUAUUUGUGUCCCCGUUUCUUCUCCCAAUUCACCUCAGGAAAUUCGAGCGAGGACAUGAACGUCGUUCUUAGUUCCCGCAGUCCCUCGCCGCUUUCCCCUUGCGCUGUCCAGAACCUGCUGAGCUACACCCAGAUAAAACCUCCUCCAAUCCUGAAACCUAAUGAACCCACCCUGGAGAUUAAAGGGUUGGGAAGUUUACAGUUUAGUCCUGAUGAUACAUCUGCAGAGCCAGUUCAGAGUCAUCCAGGUCUAGCAGACUGUUCUCCAGAAGUCUCCUGGCUGAUCCCAUCCACGCCGCUCCAGUCCCGCAGCACCUCGUCCAGCUCCACUCAGACUAAAAGCAGCAUGUGCAGGACGCAGCUGUUCCCUAAAGGAGACGCUUCGUCACUCUCGUCCUCUGUUUUUGCUUCUCCCUCUUCUGUUCUAAAAGAAGCAGCAGUUGUGACGCGAGUAACGAUAGAGCAGCGUUUGCGGCGCCCCCGUGCCAACCUAAGCUCUCAAGCGCGACCUCCUCAAAGCAGGAUACCCCCCUCCACACCCCGCGCCAGCCUUACAGCAGCACUCCCCUGCACACGGAUUUCCACAAAGCCCCCGUUCUUCUUGCCUCCCCGCUCCACAGCAGCCUCGAUAAGAGGUGGACAAGUCAAGGAAGGGACAAGACUGAGUUGGGGAGCUUUCACCUCUCCCCCCUGUCUGACCCUUCAGAUCCGACCUCAUCUUCCUCUCACAGAGGUCGACGCUCUGAGUCCAGCAGUCGCAACAACACAGAGCCUGAGCUCAACAGGAGGGGGGGAAAGAAAUGAGGACGAAGCAGGAGGGAUAAAGAGUGAUAAUACGGACACAGGUGAUGGAGGAGAGCAGGAAGAAGCAGAAACUGGAGAGGCAGAAGUUGCUGAGUCUAGUUUCCAGCAGAGCUUCAUGGACGAGCCCCCCAUUGCUUUCAACAACUCGUGGGGUUUCGACGCCUGUGUCGAGGCAAACCCAGGCUGCUUCAGUCUGAGGCUGGAGGACAGCGGAGCGUCCAGCCAGCAAGGCGAGCGCAGCCUGGGACAAGACGCAGCGUCCUCUACCGCCCGUCAACCCUCACCAGCCAGUCACAGGCCGGCCUCCGCUACAGCCAAAGCCCACAGUACACAACCACCCAGCAGUGUACCGGCUCAUACAAGCCUCCCCCUCACGCCUGCUCCACCUGACCGCACGAGCCAGGCCACACCAGAGAUCAUCAACAACCUCCUGGACUCUAAAAUAUGGGACAGCUGGGAGGAGGAGGAGGAGGAGGCUCUUCCUCUCUUUCAGAGGGUGAACCCUUCCACCCAGCUUAAAACACCGACAUCAUCACACAAUAAAAGGCGUCGCACCAUGGUGCCCAUCACCCCCUUGCCCCAGUACUCUGACAUGGACACACCGGAGCUCAAGAACAAACUCAACAGGUUUGGUGUUCGGCCUUUACCGAAGCGCCAGAUGAUCCUCAAACUGAAGGAGAUCCACCAGUACACCCACCAGCUGGUCAGCACCGAUUCUGAGGACGAGGCCCCCUCGGUUCAGACGAAGCACCCACCCACCAUCUCAGCCUCCUGCACCCAGAGAGUAAAGUUCAAAGAGCCCACAGCGCCCGCUGCCGUGUCCCCUCUGAAAGCCAACAGAGAGGAGGCGGAGCUGCUGUCGGCCUCACAGGGCUCCAACACCUCCUCGACCGCUGCCAGUGAAGAAUCUGAAAGGUCCAACCCAGAACUGUGCCUCUCCUCCGACUCAGACAGCGAUGGCGGCAUUACUGCCUCCCAGUCAGUGAACCGCCUUCAGGAUCGCCUGCGGGCCGUGCGCUCCUUCAUCCUGUCUGACUCCGGACUGUACAGUCAGAUCCUCCAGUACCAGCCUCUGGUCUUGUCCCAGCUCCAGGAGCGACUGAAAGCAGCAGGGAUCCGCCUGGGUGCCGCCAAGCUGGUGGACUAUCUGGACUCCCAGUGCAUCACCUUCACCACAGCCAAGCCGGGCCACUCCACAACCAGCCGCAGGCGGGGGAAGAAGACGGGCAACAGGACAAAGGCAGCGGGCAGGAAAAGAGCUGUUACAGCCAACAUUUGAAACUGCAAGAAAGGUUUAACUGUGAGGUGGCAGGUUUAUUUAAGCGCUUUGAACAUUUGUCUGUAAAUAACUUGAGGCAGAAGAGGCCGUGAGAACGUUUGUGUUUGGACAGCUGGCACUUGGCUGAUUCCUGAAGAGUAGACUUUAACUAUGUAAAGAUACAAAUGUUUCUUCACAGAAGGUUUUGUUAUUUAAGUAUUUCGUUUUAAAUGUUGCAUUAUGAACCCACUGUGAAAAUAAAAAAAAGCGGUUAAUGUU